CAGAUCAGUCCUGCCCGGCCACUUGUCUACUGGUCUGCAGGGGAAGGCGGUGGAGCAGGAGGCGGGAGGAGGGCGUGUGAGCUACCUGGGUGGGGGUGCCUGGUGCCACAAUGGCGAGGCCAGGGCUGCUGCUCCUGCUGCUGCUGCUGGCUUCACCACCACUGCAGCCCUCCUCACUGCCCAGGCCGGACACCGCAGAGGGCAAGGCCACCCUCGUGGGCCUGAUCCUGUCUGCACUGGAGAGAGCCACCUUGUUCCUGGAGGAGAGGCUGCCUGGAAUCAACCUGGACGGCGUGGUGGGCUUCCAGGUGCUAGAAGUGCAGCUUCGAGGAGUAGAGGAGAGGUGGACACCCGACCCCCUGCUGCGGCCACUGAGCCUGCGCACCAGGAAGCUGGCUGACCGGCUGGAGGCUCUCCUACGCAGAUCCAUCUUCUACCUCAAGCUGAGUGACCCCACAUACCUUAGAGAGUUCCGGCCCAGCCUGCAGCCCGGGUUUUGGAAGCUGCCGCGCACCUGGACGCACACCGACGCCUCGCUGGUCUACCCGGCGCUGGAGCCCGCGGACUCGUUCUCGGAGGAAAGCAGCGACGCGUGCCUGGUGCAGCUGCUGGGGACCGGGACCAACAGCAGCCAGCCCUGCGGGAUCUCAGACUUCUGCGGGACACUCAUGACCCAACCCAACUGCUCAGGCUACAAGCUGUCCCACCAGCUGCUGUUCUUCCUCUGGGCCAGAAUGCAAGGAUGCACGAAGGGACUGUUCGGCCAGGGUCAGCACUACAUCAGGGUCUUCUGUGCCAACAUGAUGGACCUGAACCAGAGAGCCGAGGCCAUCGGAUACGCCUACCCCACCCGGGACCUCUUCAUGGAAAACAUCAUGUUCUGUGGAAUCAGUGGCUUCUCCGACUUCUACAAGCUCCAGUGGCUGGAGGCCAUUCUCAGCUGGCAGAAGCCUCAGGAGGGAUGCUUCGGGAAGCCUGCUGCCAGGAAGGAGGGCCACCCCAAAGCCCCUGCGCACCAGCAGCAUGUUCUGAGAGUGAAGCGGCGAGAGAAACAAUUUACAGAUGGCUGCUCCUGCCAUAACACAGCCAUGGCGGUGGCAGCCCUGGGGGGCUUCCUCUAUGUCCUGGCGGAAUACCCCCCAGCAAAGGGAGAGCUGCAUCUGUCCACACAGUCACCACCAAGCGGCGACUGAGAGGGACGCUCCCCACCUGCUUCCCAGAAGAGGAACAGGCCCCUUCAGUCCUUCCUCAGGUCCUGGGGGCCCAGGCCACACCCUGAGGAGGAGGCAGCUGAGGAAACCGACCGGCAAGGAACCUGCGUCACCGGCUCGGGGUGUUUGGAAGCCCUUCAUGAGCAGGGUCAGGGAAUGCAGGCUGGGAGGGGUCCAGGCAUGAGCAGAUGAAUACAUUUCGAGCAUAAUCAGGA
Molecule: messenger RNA, 1426 nt
Organism: Sciurus carolinensis (gray squirrel)
Lineage: Eukaryota; Metazoa; Chordata; Mammalia; Rodentia; Sciuridae
Gene: C18H16orf89
Product: chromosome 18 C16orf89 homolog
Exons: 8
Coding region: 111-1193 (360 amino acids)
Cellular component (GO): cytosol; membrane
Source: RefSeq, a predicted model, not a curated record